Messenger RNA from Cottoperca gobio, 2892 nucleotides. Its product is annotated as complement C1q tumor necrosis factor-related protein 1-like. Gene Ontology annotation, molecular function: protein binding. Lineage: Eukaryota; Metazoa; Chordata; Actinopteri; Perciformes; Bovichtidae. The record is from RefSeq and is a predicted model, not a curated record. The coding region runs from base 306 to 1109 and encodes 267 amino acids. The transcript is spliced from 2 exons.
UAGACUCCUGGCAAGCAUGGAGGAAUACGCAAGCUAGCUAGCUAACUAACCAGCGACUUAAUGAGUAAAACGUUGCUUCAGCCACACACCUUUGUAGUUGAUAUUAAAGUGCAUCACGAACGUGGAGCCAACUGUGUGACCAUUAAUUGAACGACAUUUCCACCACACUUUUGUUUACACUUUCUGGACGGUUUGAGUUGUAUCUUUGUGAACACAAAGACCCAGUUGGAAGAUUUAAAAUGAUGUAUUAUCCUCACAUUGGUUUGAUUCAGGACCUUUAGGUGUGACCCGGCCCUUGAACUCACAUGGUGUCACAAUAUCCCUAUAACCUUUCCACUCUCCUUCCUCUCUGUUUUAUUCCACCACCAGGUUGUGACGCCAUGUUGGCGGUGUGUGUGAGGCUGCUUUUACUUCUCCCCCUGGCUUGCUGCGUCCCCUCCCCCUCCAGACCCCCUUCCAGACUCUGCAGGCGGUGCUGCGAACACCAGGAGCAGCCAGCAGCCACGACCCAAUAUCAGAUGCCUGAGGUCCGCACAGUCAUCAACAUGACCAUCCUCAAAGGUGAUAAAGGAGACAGAGGAGACAAAGGUACACCUGGCAAGUCCGGCUUAGAGGGACCUCCCGGCAACCGAGGACUUUUGGGCCCUAAAGGCACUAAAGGUCAGGCAGGUGUCCCCGGAGACGCCUGCAAGAUCCCUCACUCCUCCUUCUCGGUGGGACGCCGUAAGUCCCUGCACAGCGUGGACUACUACCAGGCGCUGGUGUUCGACACGGUGUUCGUCAACCUCCACGAGCACUUCAACAUGUUUAAGAACAAGUUCUACUGCUACGUUCCGGGGAUCUACUUCUUCAACGUUAACAUCCACACCUGGAACUUCAAGGAGACCUACCUCCACCUGAUGCACAACGACAAGGAGCAGGUGAUCCUGUACGCUCAGCCCAGCGAGAGGUCCAUCAUGCAGAGCCAGAGCGUCAUGAUGGACCUGGCUCUAAACGACGAGGUCUGGGUUCGGCUCUACAAGAGGGAGAGAGAGAACGCCGUUUACAGUGACGACGUGGAUGUUUACAUCACCUUCAAUGGAUACCUGGUAGCACCUAGCAUCGAGUGAGACGAGAGAUGUGAGGAGUAAUGAGAGGCAGAAUCUCUGGCUCGGAUUACUUCACCUUCAUGCCGAGAGAGGAGAACUAAAAAGGCUUUGGUGCAAACGUUUGGUGCUUAUUAAAAAUCCCUUUCAGCCUGGAGAGGAAUGUACUGUGCUUUUCUUAAAGGUAUACUUCACCCGGAAAAUGAUCGUUUGUACAUCAAUUACCCCCCCCCCCCCACCGUGGUACCUUGAAUUCUUGAAGGCAGUGAUGGAAGAGUUGCAAUUAGUACGAUCUUGUUUUUGUAUGCGGAUGCUUUGAUAUAGUUGUGCUGCUGUUAAACGCGGCCCACGUUUACUUCAAUUCAUCAAGACUUUUCGGAUUCUGCAUUCACCGUGGAGGCAUGCGAGAAAAACUAAGUUUUCUUUAAGAGUUCAAGGUCACGCACGGUGAGUAACUGAUGUACAAAAGGUCAUUUUCAGCGUGAAGUAUUCCUUUGAGGAGGACUGCCCAAUAUUAGACUCAAAGGGAACAACAACAGGUAGCACAGCACAGCAUUAGGAGGCAUGUUGAAUUACUUCCUUUUUCCUAAAACACUUUUGUACAAAGUAAAUCAUUUUUCCUUCUCCUGCGCUGGGCUGCUCUUCCUCUCCACUCCUUUCAGGGCCUUUGUGUGUAACCACAAGUUGUAUCAGGAAUCUUACAUCUGUGCAAUCAAUUAUGUAUUUGUGCUACAAAGAGAGCUUCUGUCAAAUGUGUUCAGGCUGCUGUCAUACCUUAUACAAAGGUUUCCUUUGUGCCUUUCAGGAGAACGCUUGGCUUUAAAGGGUUAGUUCACCCAAAUUGCAAAAACACGUCGUCCCACUUAUGGUGGUACAUCAUAAGUGCCCCCACAUGUAGGUACUGCAAGAGAUGUUUCCAACCUUUUCACCAGUCGGCUCUUCUAUAUGUAUGUUCCUAUACAAUGAAGCUGCAAUGUACGUUUCUCAUCAAAGUCUGCAGACGUCUGUGUCGGGUUACAAACGUACUUAUUUUAAGCCGAACUUUGAUCUUUUUUCUAAACCAGAACAAGUUGUUUUGUUGCGUUUUUGUUUUGUUUUAUUUAAAUGCACAACGUUAACCAUGUGCUUAAAUCUGCGAACGUAAUCAUGGAGAAAAUACGUUUCCCUUCAAAUGUAGUUGAUAAUGUAGUUUAGUUGUAUGUGAAUGUUAGAGGAGACUCAACCUGUGCGUCCAGAGGCCCAGGAUACCCCAGUGGCUCUCUGACCAUGUGCUCCAUCACAGUGCAACAUAGUCAGUGAAAGCCUAAAAAACAAAUAUGUUAGUAAAUUACAAUUACAAAAACGUUAGAAAAACAUCUUAGGUCCAAAUAAGACUUCUCAAGUAUUUCUAUAGAUUAGUCUAAAGAAAGAGUUUCUAUGAUUGUUCCCAGGAUAAGAACCGUGACCAUGUUGCUGCUGAUGUAGGCAGUUCAGGUAACAUAGUCAGUUACUUUAGUUCGCUUUGGUGAACUGACCCUGUAAACAGAAUACACCCCAACAUAUCACAAUGAAAAAAGGUGCUUUAUUUCCAAAUGCAGGAAUGCAUUAUGGUGCUGACGAUUAAAUAUGGUGCAUUCUUACAGAGACUUCAAACUGCAGAGCAGUUUGUGUAAAUAGCUGUAUAAUAGCUGUCUUUAUAAUCUGUGCUUCAACUGUGUAUGUGUGUUUUUAUUUCCUGCUUCAUUAAACAAGUAUCUCUUUGUUCUGUAUCACUGAGCAACAAAAAGGCACUUGAUUAUGAAAAAUUAAACAUUUUCAAAAUGAAAAA